UAAUUCAGUAGACUAUUCACGCGUAGAAUGAAAAGUUAUUAACAGUAAUUGAAAACCACCACCACCACAACAACAACACCAGAAGGUUGAAUUAUUGGACCAUUAUGGAUAGUAAAAAGUAUAGACCAGCAUUAGCUGCAUCAUUUGGACCCUCAGAAAAUUUGACAGAAGAUGUAUAUGAAAAAUUAGAGAGUCUUAUCACCAUAUUUAAUGUAUCACCCGAAGAUUUAUUUAUUAGUUGGGAAUCAUAUAAUGUUACAGGAGUUCAACAAGAUUUAGAUUUAACUAUACCAAAUCUUAAUAAAUUUCAAGAAUAUCUUCAAUCUUCAUUAGAAAGUUCUAAACCUACCCCAGGUAUUAAAAGAGUAAGAGAUAUUCAAGGUAAUAAUAAUAAUAUCUUAAAAAGGAAACCAAUAAUGAGACCUAAUGUUUCAAUAAAUUCUUCAAGUCCUCCAGUACCAAGUACUCCAUUGAAAAGGAAACCCUUUGAAGAUUCAACUCCAAAAUUUAAAACUCCUCGAGCUAAUUUUGGAGAAUCAUCUCCAGUAACUUAUGAAACUGCUAAUAAUUCAUUUCAAAGUCCUAAUAAUACUAUUCCACUUAUUGAUAAAUUAUCUGAUCAACAAGAAUCUAAUACUAUUAUAGAAACUUUAAAUCCUCAAAUUAAAGAAUCAAAAGGAUUUAUUCAAUUAGAUGAAGAUUCAACUAUUUCUAUAAAACCAUAUAAAUUAGGAUUAAAUUUCGAUGCUUCUAAAUUUAAAUUUAGAACAAUGGCUAUGAAAUUACUUGAAAGUGCUGAUGUAUUAGAUGAACAAAUUGAUUCAUUUGCUCAAUUAUAUCUGGAUGCACAUAAAUCUGAUGAAGAAUCUACUCAAUUUGGAAAUCCAUGUUUAAGUUCUCAAUUCGAUAUUCUUUGUAGUGGUAGAAUUGUUCCAGAUUCUCCAAUUUAUGAUAAACAAGGUAAUUAUUCAUUAAAUUCUACUUCACUCUUUUUAGAAACUUCUCGUAUGGCAGGUAUUGGUCAAAGAGUUCCUUUAGAUUUAUCAAAUUUAAAAGGUUAUUCACUUUUCCCAGGUCAAAUUGUUAUUUUAAAAGGUAGUAAUCCUACAGGUAGAAGUUUUAUUGUAAAAGAAAUUUUACAAUUACCAGAAUUAGGAGCAGCAGUUACUACUAAACAAGAACUUGAAAAUUAUGAAGAAUUAACAAAUGAUUCUGGAUUAAAAUUAUUAAUUGCUUCAGGACCUUUUUCAAAUAGUCAUACAUUAAAUUAUCAAAAAUUAUCAAAUUUAGUUGAUUCAAUUAAUUCUAAUAUAAAACCUCAUGUUGUUAUCUUAAAUGGACCAUUUAUUGAUCUUAAUAAUAAUCUGGUAAGUUUAGGAGAUAUUGAAAUUCCUGGUGAUAAACAACCACCUCGGAAUUUAGAUGAAGUAUUUAAAAAGGUAAUUACUCCAAUUUUAAAAAGGAUUGAUUCUAGAAUUCAAGUAAUUCUUGUACCGUCAUUAACUGAUUCAUGUAUAAAACAUUGUUCUUAUCCUCAAGAUUCAUUUGAUAGAAAGAAAUUUGGAUUACCUAAGAAUAUUCGAGUUAUUCCUAAUCCUGCUAGUUUUUCAAUUAAUGAAGUAUUAAUUGGGAAUUCUAAUCUUGAUUUAUUUAAAGAUGUUAAAGAAGUAUAUAAAGAUGAUGGGAAAUUAUCAAAUAAUAGAUUUGAAAGAAUUGUUAAUCAUAUAUUUGAACAACGUAGAUAUUAUCCUACAUUUCCUGGAUCAAUAAAGAAAAAAAUAUUUCCAAAUAAAUUAAUUAAUGAUUUACGAGAUGGAUUAAUGAUUGAAGAAUUAUUUGAUACUGAUAUAGGAGGUUCAUCAUUAGAAGUUCCAUAUUUAGGAUUAUCAGAAUUAGGAGAUUCUAUACCCGAUAUACUUAUUAGUACAUCAGAAAUGAAAUCAUUUGUUAAAGUAGUUAAAGGAGUUAUUAUUAUAAAUCCUGGUCAAUAUAUUAGAUCUCAUAAAGAUCCUAUUAAGGAGGAAGGUAGUUAUGUAAUUGUUCAUAUUAAUAGUCCUUCAAUAACAAAUGAAAAUGAUUCGAAUAAUAAUGUUGAACCAGUACAUGGUAGUCCGGACUUAUAUUAUCAUAACGUAUAUAAGAGAUCUAGAGUAGAUAUAUAUAAGAGUUGAUAUAUUAUAGAUAAAUAAAU
Scheffersomyces amazonensis is the source of this 2191-nucleotide messenger RNA. Its product is annotated as DNA-directed DNA polymerase alpha subunit. Gene Ontology annotation, biological process: DNA replication; DNA replication initiation. Gene Ontology annotation, cellular component: alpha DNA polymerase:primase complex. The record is from RefSeq and is a predicted model, not a curated record. The coding region runs from base 105 to 2171 and encodes 688 amino acids. NCBI's taxonomy places the organism in Eukaryota, Fungi, Ascomycota, Pichiomycetes, Serinales, Debaryomycetaceae. The transcript has a single exon. Gene Ontology annotation, molecular function: DNA binding.